AUUUCAAGUAUAAAUACCGAUUUCUUCUGAAUGGCUUCACGUUGGAGGAAUUACUGGCAACAACGCCAUGAAGUUUCUCGCGGUGCUCUUCCUUGCGGGCUUAGCCCUCGCCUCUGCAAUUCCUGUGCCUCAAAAGGCUGUAGAGGAAUAUGAAUUCGCUAUCGACGACUUGGACUUCGCUUUUGAAGCUGACGAUGGAAACCUUGAGGACCUCAAGAACAGACUGAAGGAACGAUUUCAGGAGAUCCUCGAAAAAGUGAAAGAUGCCAUCGAAAAAGGCAAAGUAGUCAAGGCUGAUUACCUUGAAAAGCUGAAGGAGAUCCGUGAAAAGCUAAAGGACCUGAAGGUCGAUCUGACCGCUAAGGCCAAGGAACUCCUCGAGAAGCUGAAGGAGAAGGCCAAGGACUACUGGCAGAGGAUCCUUGACAAGCUCAACCCCGACAACAAAGAAUCCUACGCUGACGAAAAUCUUGAAGAUCUCAAGAACAAGCUGAAGGAGCGAUACCAAGAAAUCCUUGAAAAACUAAAGGAUGCCAUUGAAAAAGGCAAGGUUGUCAGUGAAGAUACUCUUGAGAAGCUCAAGGAAAUCCGUGGCAAGUUGAAGGACCUGAAAGUUGAAAUCACCGACAAGGCCAAGGAACUCCUUGAAAAACUAAAGGAGAAAGCCAAGGACUAUUGGAAGAGAAUCUUGGACAAAUUGAACCCUGACAACAACAAGCGAUACGUUGAAGAGGAGCUUUAUGCCGAUGAAAACCUAGAAGAUCUGAAGAACAGACUGAAGGAACGCUACCAAGAAAUCCUUGAAAAAUUGAAGGAUGCCAUUGAAAAAGGAAAGGUUGUCAGUGAGGAUACUCUUGAAAAGCUAAAGGAAAUCCGUGGCAAGUUGAGAGACCUGAAGGUUGAAAUCACCGACAAGGCAAAGGAACUCCUUGAAAAAUUGAAGGAGAAGGCCAAGGACUAUUGGAAGAGAAUUUUGGACAAAUUGAACCCUGACAACAACAAAAGAUCCGUUGAAGAGGAGCUUUACGCCAACGAUUCCUUGGAAGAACUGAAGAACAAGUUGAGGGAACGCUACGAGGAAUUCCUUGAGAAAUUGAAGGAUGCUAUCGAAAAAGGCAAGGUCGUCAAAGAAGAUUACAUUGAGAAGUUGAAGGAACUCAGGGAGAAACUAAAGGAUCUUAAAGUUGACCUCGGCAACAGGGCUAAGGAAAUUUUCGAGAAGCUGAAGGAGAAGGCCAAGGACUACUGGAAGAAGAUCCUGGACAAAUUGAACCCUGACAAGGACAACGAGGAGCAGUCUUACGCAGAUGAAAACCUCGAAGAUCUGAAGAACAGACUGAAGGAGCGCUACCAAGAAAUCCUUGAAAAAUUGAAGGAUGCCAUUGAAAAAGGAAAGGUUGUCAGUGAGGAUACUCUUGAAAAGCUAAAGGAAAUCCGUGGCAAAUUGAGAGACUUGAAGGUUGAAAUCACCGACAAGGCUAAGGAACUCCUUGAAAAAUUGAAGGAGAAGGCCAAGGACUAUUGGAAGAGAAUUUUGGACAAAUUGAACCCUGACAACAACAAACGAUCCGUUGAAGAGGAGCUUUACGCCAACGAUUCCUUGGAAGAACUCAAGAACAAGUUGAGGGAACGCUACGAGGAAUUCCUUGAGAAAUUGAAAGAUGCUAUCGAAAAAGGCAAGGUCGUCAAAGAAGAUUACAUUGAGAAGUUGAAGGAACUCAGGGAGAAACUAAAGGAUCUUAAAGUUGACCUCGGCAACAGGGCUAAGGAAAUUUUCGAGAAGCUGAAGGAGAAGGCCAAGGACUACUGGCAAAGAAUCUUGGACAAACUGAACCCUGACAAGGACAACGAAGAGCAGUCUUACGCAGAUGAAAACCUCGAAGAUCUGAAGAACAGACUGAAGGAGCGCUACCAGGAAAUCCUUGAAAAGCUAAAGGAUGCCAUUGAAAAGGGCAAGGUUGUCAGUGAGGAUACUCUUGAAAAGCUAAAGGAAAUCCGCGGUAAGUUGAAGGACCUUAAGGUUGAUAUUACCGAAAAGGCUAAGGAACUCCUUGAAAAACUGAAGGAGAAGGCCAAGGACUACUGGCAGAGAAUCUUGGACAAAUUGAACCCUGACAAGAACAAGCGAUAUAUUGAUGAGGAACUCUACGCCGAUGAAAACCUCGAAGAUCUGAAGAACAGACUGAAGGAACGUUACCAAGAAAUCCUUGAAAAAUUGAAGGAUGCCAUUGAAAAAGGCAAGGUUGUCAGUGAGGACACUCUUGAAAAGUUGAAGGAAAAGGCCAAGGACUACUGGCAGAGGAUCCUUGACAAGCUCAACCCAGACAACAACAAACGAUAUGUCGACGAGGAUUUCUACGCUGACGAUGAAAUUAAGACAGAACUAGGAAGAAAAUUGAACGAACAGUUUGAAGAGAUCUUGGAGAAAGUCAGUGACGACGUCAUAACAGUGAAGGUGGUCAAAAAAGGCUUAAUUGAAAAGUUGAAGGAAAUCCGUGACAAACUGAGAGAAUUGAGAGUCAAAUUGGGCAAGAAGGCCAGGGAACUCAUUGAGCGCCUGAAGGAGAAGUCCAAGGACUACUGGAAGAAGAUCUUGGACAAACUGAACCCUGAUAGAGAAACUGCUCUUUAUGCCGACGAAGACAUCAAAACCGAAUUGGGCAGAAAAUUGAAGGAACGAUUCGAAGAAAUUUUGGAAAAGGUCAAGGAAGCCAUUGAGCAAGGGAAAGUUGUCAAAGAAGAUUUAAUUGAAAAGCUGAAGGAAAUCCGUGAGAAACUAAGAGAAUUGAGAGUAGAAUUGGGUCAAAAGGCCAGAGAACUCAUUGAGCGUCUGAAGGAGAAGGCCAAGGACUACUGGAAGAAGAUUCUGGACAAAUUGAACCCUGAAGAGCGAUAUGUUCUUUAUGCCGAUGAUGAUGUGCAGACUGAAUUGGGCCGAAAACUGAAAGAACGUUUCGGAGAAAUCUUGGAAAUAAUAAGGGACGCUAUCGAGAAAGGAAAAGUAGUGAAAGAAGAAUACAUUGAAAAGCUGAGAGAAAUCCGUGAAAAGUUGAGGGAAUUGAGAAUCGAGUUGGGUCAAAAGGCAAGAGAACUGAUUGAACGUCUGAAGGAGAAAGCCAAGGAUUAUUGGAAGAAGAUUCUGGACAAGCUGAACCCUGAUAGAGAAUCUGUCCUUUAUGCCGAUGAAGACAUCAAAAUUGAACUUGGUAGAAAAUUGAAGGAACGCUUUGAAGAGAUCUUGGAAAAAGUGAAGGAAGCCAUCGAACAGGGAAAAGUCGUCAAAGAAGAUUUGAUAGAAAAGCUGCAGGAAAUCCGUGGCAAGCUGAAGGACUUGAGAGUUGAAUUGGGUGAGAAGGCCAGGGAACUUAUCGAGCAUCUGAAAAAGAAAGCCAAGGACUACUGGAAAAAGAUCUUGGAUAAACUGAACCCAGAAGAGAGAUAUGUCUUUCAUGCCGAUGACGAUGUCAAGACUGAACUGGGAAGAAAAUUGAAGGAGAGCUUCGAAGAAAUAUUGGAAAAAAUUAGGGAUGCCAUCGAGAAUGGAAAGGUUGUCAAGAAAGAUCUGAUUGAAAGGCUGAGGGAAAUCCGUGGAAAGUUGAGAGAAUUGAGAAUCGAAUUGGGUGAGAAAGCCAGGGAACUCAUUGAGCGCCUGAAGGAGAAAGCCAAGGACUACUGGAAGAAGAUCUUGGAUAAACUGAACCCUGAUAAAGAAUCUGCCCUUUAUGCCGAUGAAGACAUCAAGACUGAGCUUGGCAGAAAAUUGAAAGAACGUUUUGAAGAGAUCUUGGAAAAAGUCAAGGAGGCCAUUGAACAAGGAAAAGUUGUCAAAGAAGAUUUGAUAGAAAAGCUGAAGGAAAUUCGCGAAAAGUUGAGGGACAUGAGAGUUGAAUUGGGACAAAAGGCAAGGGAAAUCAUCGAGCGUCUGAAGGAGAAAGCGAAAGAUUACUGGAAAAAGAUCUUGGACAAGUUGAAUCCUGAAGAGAGAUAUGUCUUUUAUGCAGAUGAUGAUGUCAAGACAGAAUUGGGCAGAAAGUUGAAGGAGCGUUUCGAAGAAAUUUUGGAAAAAAUCAGGGAUGCCAUCGAGAAUGGAAAGGUUGUCAAGAAAGAUCUGAUUGAAAGGCUGAGGGAAAUCCGUGGAAAGUUGAGAGAAUUGAGAAUCGAAUUGGGUGAGAAAGCCAGGGAACUCAUUGAGCGCCUGAAGGAGAAAGCCAAGGACUACUGGAAGAAGAUCUUGGAUAAACUGAACCCUGAUAAAGAAUCUGCCCUUUAUGCCGAUGAAGACAUCAAGACUGAGCUUGGCAGAAAAUUGAAGGAACGUUUUGAAGAGAUCUUGGAAAAAGUCAAGGAGGCCAUCGAACAAGGAAAAGUUGUCAAAGAAGAUUUGAUAGAAAAGCUGAAGGAAAUCCGCGAAAAGUUGAGGGACUUGAGAGUUGAAUUGGGACAAAAGGCAAGGGAAAUCAUCGAGCGUCUGAAGGAGAAAGCGAAAGAUUACUGGAAAAAGAUCUUGGACAAGUUGAAUCCUGAAGAACGAUAUGUCUUUUACGCAGAUGAUGAUGUCAAGACAGAAUUGGGCAGAAAGUUGAAGGAACGUUUCGAAGAAAUUUUGGAAAAAAUCAGGGAUGCCAUCGAGAAUGGAAAGGUUGUCAAGGAAGAUUUGGUUGAAAAGCUCAAAGAAAUCCGUGAAAAGCUGAGAGAAUUAAGAGUCGAAUUGGGUCAGAAAGCUAAGGAACUCAUUGAGCGCCUGAAGGAGAAGGCCAGGGAUUACUGGAAGAAGAUCUUGGACAAAUUGAACCCUGAUAGAGAAACUGCUCUUUAUGCCGAUGAAGACAUCAAAACCGAAUUGGGUAGAAAAUUAAAAGAACGUUUCGAGGAGAUUUUAGAGAAGGUUAAAGAAGCCAUUGAGCAGGGAAAAGAUGUCAAGGAAGAGUUUAUAGAAAAGUUGAAGGAAAUUCGAGGCAAGCUGAAGGACUUGAGAGUCGAAUUGGGCGAGAAGGCCAAGGAGCUCAUCGGGAAACUGAAGGAGAAGGCCAAGGACUACUGGAAGAAGAUCCUCGACAGGCUCGGAGUGGAAAAGAGGGCUGCCCACUUCCACGUUGAACAGCUUUUCGCUGAUGAAGACGAACCGAAGACUGAACUGGGUCGAAAACUGAAGGAGCACGUCGACGAAAUCCUGGAAAAACUCAAGGAAGCCAUCGAAUCUGGCAAGGGGGUCAAGGAAGAGACUCUUCAGAAGCUGCGUGAGGUUCGGGAGAAACUGAGAGAAGCAAGGAUCGACCUGAGUAACAAGGCCAAGGAGCUUUUCCAGAACCUCAAAGAGAUCGGAAAGGAGUACUUCAAUAAGAUCCUGGAGCGACUGGGCCUCAACAAGAGGGCCCUCGACUUCUACAUGUAAUGUGCCAACAUUUUUACUUGGACUGUAUAUUGAAUGGACUUCAUAGCAAAUGU
Molecule: messenger RNA, 5445 nt
Organism: Argiope bruennichi
Lineage: Eukaryota; Metazoa; Arthropoda; Arachnida; Araneae; Araneidae
Product: centromere-associated protein E-like
Exons: 41
Coding region: 68-5392 (1774 amino acids)
Biological process (GO): lipoprotein metabolic process; regulation of apoptotic process; lipid transport
Cellular component (GO): extracellular region
Molecular function (GO): lipid binding; DNA binding; protein binding
Source: RefSeq, a predicted model, not a curated record